GUGUGUGUUGCUGAGUGACCGCCAGGCCCAGGUCCCUCCCUCCCAACAUCUCAAAACAGGAAACUAAACUACAUCGGCUGGCUGAGUGGCAGUGCUCAAGUUUACUGUAAAAUUGCAGCCAUGAAAGCGGAUGACAUAGUGUACCUGGGCCUUCUAAUAACUUCUAUAGGUUUCGGGCAAAUUUAUAGACGUUUAGGAACACCUGAAGCUCGGAAAUGGGUGGGCACGUGUGUGGGGCUGGGGUUGACUGUGGCCGUCUCAGGGUGGCACAUACUUCAUCCUCUCCUACUCACCGCCACUAAUGUUCUUAUUCUUCAGUACAGUAAAAGUUGGUGCCAUGCCAUUAGUUUCUGGUGGAGCUUCUCAUAUUUGUUGUUCUUCCGGGUUUGUCACUACAUUGGUGUGGAAAUGGCACCAGGACACACCAAUGCCGUGCAGAUGAUGAUCACAUUAAAGUUGAUUGGCAUUUGCUGUGAAGUUCAUGAUACUUGGAGAAAGCGUGGAGAAGCAAAGAAAGAAGAAGACAAAGAGAAGAAAGCACAGCUUGAAUUGGAAUUGAAAUAUGAAGAGGUGGACCCAUCUCCCAUGGACAUCUUCCACUAUGCCUUUUGCUAUGUUGGAGUUCUCACAGGUCCAUACUACAAAUACAGAGUGUAUACAGACAUGCUGCAAGGGACACCUCUUAGUAAUGGACUGGACUGUCUGCAAGCAAUGCUAUGGAGAAUAUGGGUUGUUCCACUGUAUGCUAUUGCAUUUUUAAUGUCCGACUACUUCUUCCCAUUGUCUUUUGCUGAGGAUGAGGCGAUCUUCCGAGAUUAUGGCUUUUUCUACCGGAUGUGGUACAUGACCCCAGUGUUCUUUAACUUCCGCAUGCGUAUUUAUGCUGCUUUUGUACUCUCGGAGUGUGUGUGCAUCAUGGCAGGACUCGGAGCAUACCCAGUAGUGUGUGAACCCAAACCAGGUCGUGGUCCUAGUAAAUAUGAGGCAUUGGAGAUGAGCUCUAAGAAGGUGUCUGAUAAAAUUGAGUACAAUUUUGAAACUAUUCACAAUAUUGAUGAGUUUGGAGCUGACUUCACGCCAACAGUUCGUGGUGGAAUGCGUUGCUGGAACAUGACUGUGCAGUUCUGGCUUGUUAACAAUGUAUAUAAGCGCCUCAAGUUGGCCAGGCCUAUCAAGGAGGCACUGACAAUGUUUGCCUCUGCAUACUGGCAUGGAGUGUACUCAGGAUAUUACUUAUCCAUGCUAACUGUGCCAUUCAUUCUGGCUGUGGAGGACUACUUCGAUCGCCUUGUUAGGAGGAAACUUGGAGAUAAGGGUAAAUAUGUUUAUGACUGGCUUGCCUGGUUUGUGAAGAUGCAGAACUUUGCCUACAUGGGUAUGGCCUUCCUCCUGCUGCGUGUGGACACAACUCUCCAUUACUGGCACUCUAUUGGCUACAUCUAUCAUGGUCUGUUAAUUAUGAUGCACUGUAUUGCACAGUACGUCAACCUCAUUGUAGGCAAGGCUGCACAUAAGUUGAAGAAAUCUCGAGCAACAGCAGUCAUUGAUGAUUACACCAAAAUGCGCUUCGUCAAGACCAAGGAGGUGGACGCUGAUGGAAAGGUGAUGACUGCCAAGACCAAGGAGGUGGACGCUGAUAGAGAGGUGAUGACUGCCAAGACCAAGGAGGUGGACGCUGAUGGAGAGAUGAUGACUGCCAAGACCAAGGAGGUGGACGCUGAUGGAGAGAUGAUGACUGCCAAGACCAAGGAGGUGGACGCUGAUGGAGAGGUGAUUACUGCCAAGACCAAGGAGGUGGACGCUGAUGGAGAGGUGAUGACUGCCUUGGGCAACUGUGAUGGAGAAUGGAAAGAUGGGAAAAGUCAUGUGCAAUAGGUUGUUAUCAAUUGGGAAGGAGUAAAGAUGGCAUUUAUAAAGUUUUAUACACCAGUAAGGUAAGGCAAUAAUGUUUUGCAUAUAUAUAUACUGU
Homarus americanus (American lobster) is the source of this 1969-nucleotide messenger RNA. RefSeq names its product lysophospholipid acyltransferase 7-like (gene frj). Bases 121 to 1875 code for a protein of 584 amino acids. The transcript is spliced from 9 exons. Gene Ontology annotation, biological process: lipid modification; phosphatidylinositol biosynthetic process. Gene Ontology annotation, molecular function: lysophospholipid acyltransferase activity. Gene Ontology annotation, cellular component: mitochondria-associated endoplasmic reticulum membrane contact site; membrane. Lineage: Eukaryota; Metazoa; Arthropoda; Malacostraca; Decapoda; Nephropidae. The record is from RefSeq and is a predicted model, not a curated record.